UAUGUGCUACAGUAGGUGCAUGGUGAUUAGGAUUUAUUUAUGAACUCACACAGACCCUUAUUUAGCAGUAGUUUAUUUCAUCUUGCCAAAAAUGUCUCUACUCCAGGGUGUGUUAAAAUCCAGAAGUGUGUUUUAUCAGAGAGAUUCAUUGGUGUUUAAAAACUCUGGUAACAGGCCCUGAUGUAAACAUGCAGAGUCUGAUGGCAGUAAUUGGCCACAGUUUCCCACAUUUCUUAAGUUAUUCCCAUCAAGGUUAUUUAUAGAGCCCAAAAUCACAUGUUUGUCUCAAGGGUCUUCACAAUCUGUACAGUAUAUAUGACAUACUCCAUCUUCACACCCUCAUGAACAUGUACAAUAAAUACCAUACAGACGGAGUAGACAGCAGUAGCAGUAGUAGAAUUACAAUAGUCUGGAAUUUUGACCAAUACAGACAAGUUUAUUGAAUAAACCUCAUCUAUAUCCCAUGUUGCAAGUCAUAUGCCAUAACCGUGAUGUUCCUCUUUAUGUGUUGAACUGUGCAAAAGGUGACGACCUCAUUUCAACAUGAAAUGUUUUAAUAUUGUUGAAACACUGAAAAGUACAAGCUGAGCAGAGCAGAGCGCCAAGUGUUUUUCCUCUGGAAUGAACUGUGCUUAAGACAGAUGUCUCCCAUAACCCCUGCAUGAAUUAAUGCUCAUCAGUGCUCGUGAUUAUAUAGUUGAGUUUGGAUUAGUCUGUUUCUUUCUUCCUCUGUUUUAACUCUGAUAAAAACGGGAGGCUCUGGUUCUUCUCAGUCUUCCAAAUACCACCCAGUCACAGUGUCCAGUUUCCUAUCAUCUUAUUCAGAUAGCUUUAAUGGUAAUGAACGCUGACAAAAUGUUAAAUUCAAUCAGAUUUGUGAUGAUAAUACACAGUUUUCUGCCAAAUGUGUGUGUGUCCACAGACAUGUUGUAUAUUACAUCCAGGCGUUUCUACCCUUAAACUGGAUGUUUUUGGCGAACAUGUUGGACUGUAAUAUGACUCAUUAAAACACUUGGGAACCUUGUCCCACACACCUCUACCCUACUAACGGUCCCUCCUCUGACCAUCUCACCCCUGCUCUCCUAGCUAAAAUAUUCACUUCUUUAUGUGAGUGACCUGCAACCUAACUGCACUUUCCUGUGUUCCUGAAAAUAAGCCUGUGUGAAGUCUCUGUAAUCGAAAACAGACUUAAAGAGGUAAAAGGUCUCCGUGAAAAAUCUGCAGUGUGUUAUAUGCACACUAGUGAGAGUUUCUGAGUUGAUAUGAAUGCAAAUCCGGAUUUCCUACUUUAAUACUCUCCUUUUCACGGUAAACUCUAGUGCAUAUGCUUUUAUAGGUCGUCAUAGGUGGCCAAGUGAAGGGCGGGAGGGAUGAUGACUGCCCUGACUAAUCUGCAGUGGUUUAAUAUAGAGGGAAAAGGGACAGGCGGUCAGAUAAACAGGCCGUCUGUGAGUCCGUUCCCUGUGUUCCAGCCCAGAUCUGUCUUUUAGCGUCUGCCAAGCCUACGUUAUUCCAGCACGUGGCUUCUUAUUGGACUGAAAAAGGGGGUCUGUCAGUGUGUGUGUGCAUGUGUAUGAGUGAGCAGCCACAGCAUCAGUGUUUUUUGUUGCCCGAUGAGGAGGCAGGAGGCGGACGGGAAAGAAGAAUGUUACGGAGGUCCCCUAGGUGCAGAGGUGGGCACUUUGACUUCAGCGAGGAAGUGGUCAGUAAAGCACACCUCACGGCUCCCAGCUUUGAAGUGGAGAAUGGCCCAUCACUGUGCUGCAGUCCCUCAGACCUGCAGGCAUCCCCGGGUUCAGGUCUGGUUCUACACCCCAACUAUGCUGGCCACGGCCAGCGCAGGGAGUCCUUCCUGUACCGCUCUGAUAGUGACUAUGAACUGUCGCCGAAAUCCUUGUCUCGAAACUCUUCCAUUGUUGGAGAACUGCAUGGAGAAGACUUGAUUGUGACUCCAUUUGCCCAGGUUCUGGCAAGCCUUCGGACUGUCAGGAACAACUUCACCACAUUGACAAAUGUACAAUGUGCAUCCAAUAAGAGGUCUCCUGCUGCAAAUCAGCCGUCUGUCACCAAAGUCUGUCUGUCAGAUGAGUCCUACCAGAAGCUAGCUAUGGAGACCAUGGAGGAGCUGGACUGGUGUCUGGACCAGUUGGAGACCAUCCAGACCUACCGCUCUGUCAGUGACAUGGCCUCCAACAAGUUCAAGAGGAUGCUGAACCGGGAGUUAAGCCACCUGUCUGAGAUGAGUCGCUCAGGCAACCAAGUGUCAGAGUACAUCUCCAACACCUUUCUAGACAAGCAGAAUGAGCUGGAGCUUCCAUGUCCAGUUCCCAAGUCCAGGGAAAGGAAGAGGAGGCAGGGCCAGCAGCAGCAACAGCAGCAGCAGCAGCAGCAGGGUGGGAUGAUGACUCAGAUCAGCGGGGUGAGGAAGGUCAGCCACACGCCCAGCAUCUCCGGGAGCGCCGGCAAUCGCUUCGGGGUCAAGACGGACCAGGAGGAGCUGCUGUCGAAGGACCUGGAAGACAUCAACAAAUGGGGACUGAAUAUCUUCAAAGUGGCCGAGCACUCCCACAACCGACCGCUCACGUGUAUCAUGUACACCAUCUUUCAGGAGCGAGACCUGAUGAGGACGUUCAAGAUUCCAACGGACACCUUUGUGACGUUCAUGCUGACCUUGGAGGGCCACUAUCACUCGGACGUGGCCUACCACAACAGCCUGCACGCCGCCGACGUGGCCCAGUCCACACACAUCCUUCUGUCCACCCCCGCACUGGAUGCGGUCUUCACUGAUCUGGAGAUCCUGGCGGCCAUUUUUGCCGCAGCCAUUCACGACGUGGACCACCCAGGAGUAUCCAACCAGUUCCUCAUCAACACCAACUCCGAGCUGGCUCUGAUGUACAACGAUGAGUCAGUGCUGGAGAACCACCACCUGGCCGUGGGUUUCAAGCUGCUGCAGGAAGACAACUGCGACAUCUUCCAAAACCUCACCAAGAAGCAGAGGCAGACGCUCCGGAGGAUGGUCAUAGACAUGGUACUGGCAACAGACAUGUCUAAACACAUGAGCCUGCUGGCUGAUCUGAAGACGAUGGUGGAGACCAAGAAGGUGACCAGCUCUGGAGUCCUGCUGCUGGACAACUACACAGACAGGAUGCAGGUUCUACGGAACAUGGUUCACUGUGCGGAUCUGAGCAACCCCACCAAACCUCUGGAUCUGUACCGGCAGUGGACAGACAGGAUCAUGGACGAGUUCUUCCACCAGGGAGAUAGAGAGAGGGAGCGGGGGAUGGAGAUCAGCCCCAUGUGUGACAAACACACAGCUUCAGUGGAGAGAACACAGGUUGGUUUCAUUGACUACAUCGUCCACCCUCUGUGGGAGACGUGGGCUGACCUGGUCCACCCUGACGCCCAGGACAUCCUCGACAUGCUUGAGGACAACAGGAACUGGUACCAGAGCAUGAUCCCCCAGAGCCCCUCCCCUCCCUUCUACACCAGUGACGGAGAGGGAGGCCCACACGGGGAGGUUGAGGGGGGACCAGUGGCUAGUAAAUUUCAGUUUGAACUGACGCUGGAAGACCAGGACAGACAGGGUGGAGAAGGGGAGAGCGGGAUGAUGGAGACGACUGACGAAUGUGACGUUGUGACACUCCAAAACCACCCCUCUGAUCAGGACGGGGUAGAAAUGGCGACGCGCGACGCCUCUCCAGCAGAAACAUAGCUGAACUGACGACGUUGUUAGAGCGCAGCAGGUUUUUUGCUGCUUUUGGCUGAAUUCAUUUUAUUGCAGUGGAGCAAUCCUGCAAUCUGGCUCCUUGGAGCUGCCUGGCUAUGAGGGCCUGACUGAAUGUGGGGCACCCCUGCAAAGGAGGCUUGGAAACCCUGUGGCAGUUUGUUUUUGAGCCCUCGACAGGAGCUGGAAGAGUGUAGCCUCUGUUCUUUAAAGAAGGGACUACUGUCGGACUGCAGAGGCAGAGCUGAAUCUUGGUCCUUGCAGACAAAAAAUGGUGAAGUGGACGAGAUGAAUCCGUGUACUGGGACAAGUUUUUAAAGAAAAAAUCCAAAACUUGCACUUCAGGACGUUUUUUAUGUUCAUUACGAUUCUUUGUAUUGUUUCGGGAUUGGAUGCCACCUGGUUACGUGUCCAACCAAAACUACUGGUCAACAAGUUAUUUGUAACCAUGCAGUUUUUUCUAACACUCGUCUAAAAAAAGUUGUGUGCCUUUUUUUACAGCCGUGUCUUUUUGUAAGUGUUUUUAUAAUUUAUUGAACACAUUCAUGUAGCUGUAAAAUGUGUCAGAUUUUCUACAGAAAAGGACAUUCUUUGUCUCACACAGUCUUCCUAAUGUUCUGGCAAUAGUAUAAGCUUGUUCUCACAAAAGCGUUUCAGUGGAUGUAUUUCUAAAAAUCAGUCAGCUUCCCAGCACAAUUUGCACUUUGUGGCAUACAGGAAGAGGAGGAGAGAGUGGAAAGCAUCAGUGAUUUGCAGAAGACAUUAUAGUUAACAUGUAAAACCAAAAUAAUGAUUUUAUUUGAUUUAUCCAACUGUUUUUACCAAUGAUUUAUUACAUAAGUAAUUAAAUAUUAAAUAACUCAUAGAUCAGAUUCUUUGAAAGUGGGAAAACAUUUUGUAUUUUCAAAAGCAUCAAAAAAAAAAAACCUCCAAAGAUGGUGUAAAGAAAGCACUUUGAUUAAAUUCACUGCCACUUCUGAAAAGUGUGAUCACAGGCUUGAAGAGUCAAAUUCCCAACCUGCAGUCAAAUCAAGUCCUUACAUUUUCCUGUAGCUAAAUAAAAAAGUUCAGGCCAAUGAGAGUUAAUCACUAGAUGAAACUGCGCCAAAAAUAGAAUUAAACAUAAUAAUAAAAUUCCAUAGCCCUGUAUUGUGCUGAGCUGUAUUCCCAUAUGGGAAAUUUGUUUCCGCCUUUGUAAUUCCCCUUUUUAUUAGCUCACACACACACACCUGUUGUGGUUAGCUGCAUUCCAUCCACGUGAAUAUGCUUUCACACCGUAAUUCGUUUUGAACUUUGAAUGACUGCACAUUUUAAAAAGACACCUGUCAGCUGUCACCUGUCAUGAUUAACUGUAUUGUAGUUUUUAUUCCAGCACUUUGAAUAUAAUGUCGACAGUUCAGCAACUGGUUGCCGAUCUGUCCAACACUACCUUAAAGGUACCACAUUGUAAGGUGCAACCUUCAGAAUAAGGGGGAGGUCAAUAUCGUGUCAUGAUGUGAUACCUCCUGUAUGUAUGUGUGUGUGUGUGUGUGCAUGUAUGAGUGUGUGUGUAUGUAAGUGGCUACACAGUUGCACAAUCUUGUUGCACCCAGCUGUGUUGUGCUGACCCCUCCAGCUGUUUGGAACAGUGUAUUUAUUAUCUUCUCCUUGUACAUGAUAAUAUUGAUAUUGAUUGAUAAUAUUCACUGUAUAUUUGUUAUUAUUUAUAUGCACUACCACGUGUCAAAAUCACACUUUUGACUGAACUCGUCUGGUGGUUCUGGUGUAUCGUAUUCAGCGGGCUAUUUUGCUACGAGACCAUAACAUGAAGUUAUGCCGUUCAAUUUUGACAAAUUUGAAAUGUUUGGUUUGAGUUUCCGCCCAGAAACAUUUGUACAGUCUGAACCAACAACACCUCAUGUGAGGUGCAGAAUAAGCUUUUUGUUUUUUGUCCUUUUGUUGCUGGCGGAUUAUGAAGGCUGGAAGUUUCCUGCAGUAUAUUUGUGUACGGUGACGGGUCAUUGUACAGCUAUAGGAAUAUUUGCUGAAAUAUAUAACAUUGUUUCAGAUGUAUUUUUUCAGUGUUUUCCUCACAAUAUAUGGUAAAAUGGUGUAUGUUGUGCUCAACAAAUGUUUUCUAUCAGAUUAUUAAAAUGGGCAUGUAUUACAAAA
This is a messenger RNA of Lates calcarifer (barramundi perch), 5875 nucleotides long. Its product is annotated as cAMP-specific 3',5'-cyclic phosphodiesterase 4B. The record is from RefSeq and is a predicted model, not a curated record. Gene Ontology annotation, biological process: signal transduction. Gene Ontology annotation, molecular function: 3',5'-cyclic-AMP phosphodiesterase activity; transmembrane transporter binding. The transcript is spliced from 15 exons. NCBI's taxonomy places the organism in Eukaryota, Metazoa, Chordata, Actinopteri, Centropomidae. Bases 1568 to 3712 code for a protein of 714 amino acids. Gene Ontology annotation, cellular component: perinuclear region of cytoplasm; nucleus; cytosol.